AUGCUUAAACCCAAGAAAAAUAUUAACACAUCGAAAAAACGAGACGAUGACAACGAUAAUGUUGCUCGCCCUACAACAAGUAGGUAUGAGCCCAAACCUACUUUGUAUUCAUCAAUCAUUCAAACAGAAUCGAAGUUGAGGAACAUUUCACUUUCUCGAUUAGAGCCCAAGCCAAAUACGAUCAAACGAGGUGUCAGGGAAGUAAAUUUUCCAUUGACCGAACAUGUUUAUGACUAUAAUAAUAUGGUAAAUGUCGGGUUAAAUAGCAAUUCAGCUACUGUAACAAAACCCAAGCCUAGGGAAGCACAUUCUACAAAAAAACCAGAACCCAAAUUAAGUGAUUAUUACACACCAAGUUUUGAUAAUGUCCAGCGAAUACAAAUGGACAGCAUAAAAACUAAUCCAGAGUUAACAGUACAGUAUGAUGGUUUGGCAGUGUCGAGAUUACUGAAUGAAAUUGAUGAUUUAAUCUUUAGAUAA
This is a messenger RNA of Macrosiphum euphorbiae (potato aphid), 480 nucleotides long. Lineage: Eukaryota; Metazoa; Arthropoda; Insecta; Hemiptera; Aphididae. The record is from the annotation of a GenBank genome assembly.